This is a messenger RNA of Musa acuminata subsp. malaccensis (wild Malaysian banana), 3088 nucleotides long. RefSeq names its product AP2/ERF and B3 domain-containing transcription factor At1g50680-like. Gene Ontology annotation, molecular function: DNA binding; DNA-binding transcription factor activity. Lineage: Eukaryota; Viridiplantae; Streptophyta; Magnoliopsida; Zingiberales; Musaceae. Gene Ontology annotation, biological process: regulation of DNA-templated transcription. The record is from RefSeq and is a predicted model, not a curated record.
GACAAAAAAAAAAGCAGACAAAGAACUGUUAUCGGGAGUCUCCAAUUCAAGACAUACCAAACGAUGGUUACCUUCCACCCAAGGACAUCAAGGAAGAAGACAACGAACCAGUAUUCAAUCCAAUCCAAUCCCCAGCGCUCAUGUGCCUCCGUUCGAAGACGGAAACGCAAAAUCAGUGCGGCUCGAGCUUAUCCGCCUCCGUUCGGCGGCGCACGACCGCCACACGUCUCCGCCCAUCAAAAGUCCCGUGUGCGUCCAGCGUUUGGGUCCCUCGUGCGAAGGCUGGAGGGCGGCCUCCCUGACGUGAAGAGCUGGGACCCACCUCAUCCGUCUCCACGCGCGUGUUCCGACGAUGAAGGGCAGUAUGUUGUUCCCGCGAACCGACUCCUUGCUUCACCGCAAUGUCGGAGCUAAAAGAAGAGAUGUGAGCGAGUUCUCGUUUGGUUUUUGGGCUGUUGAGAAAUGGACUUGCGGACUAACGUCGACUCGAGCGGCAGCAGCAUUUCUGCAAACGGUGGUUUUUGCCGCGCGCGCAUUCGAUGGGGAACCUGUCGUCGUCGUCAAACAAACCAAUCGGGGUGGGUCGGCACAAGAAUAUUUUUGUGAUGCUCGGAAUCUAAAAAACAGCUCUUGGUUUGGGAGAAAUAGGAUCGAGCGAUGUUUUUUACGUGAUGGACAGAAGAAAGAGGUAGGUGAACUUCAGUUUGGGUGGAGGGACACCUCGCUCACAUCUCAGAGCUGCUGGCUGCUGCCACCGGAAAAUUUAAUUUGUUUUGUUUGUUUUAGGUUGCGGAAUCCAAGGGAGGGAGGGAGAGAGGGGGGGGGGAGAUAUCCCUGACAAGCCACCUCUUUCCAAUCAACUCCCCUUGAUUGUCUAAUUUUAAGGACUCCGUUGGCAUCAUCCUUCCUAAAUUAGCCCUCCUUCCAACCUUUCCCAUCUCCUCUAUCAAAUAUCUCUUGCUUUUUUAUGUCCCCCCUUCCCUUCCCCUUCUUUAUGGCGAAGCUUGUUUACUGUCCAUUUAAGGCUCCUCCCGUUUCCUUCUUUCCAUCUUCCCUUCAUAUACCCAUACCCAUCUCGCAUCCUCAUAUCCCAUCUCCGCAAUCAACUCUCUUCUGCUUCUCCUUCUCCUUCUCCUUCGACUUGUCUUCCAUAUUUUUCUCCAUGGAUUAAUUCCCACCGAGCACCAUUCUCCUCGGAGGCGUCCCCCACAUCUCCUUCUUUUGUUAUUAUGGUACAUGUGCGUAUCUUAAUGCUAAAGCUUCUUUUAUGGACCCCAUGAACUGAAGUGCAUGGUUUGUUCCUUAAUGUCUUGGAGAUUUGAAGAACUUGCUCUCCUUCUAUGUAUUUAUCUGAAACGGAGAUGGACGAAUCAUUAAGGUGCCCCCUCGACAAGCCAGAACACUUGAGAAAUUACACCGCCUGCUGCUCAACCGGAUCCGUCUUCCGCAUUCCUUCUAGGGAAGAGGACGCCGGCAGCAUGAUCUCAGUGGCAACCACCAUGGCAGCGGGACGCGAAGGAUCCGAUUCUAACAGCAUCGUUAAUUGGGUUAGCUUCGCCCCCUGCAUGGCGACCACCUCCAACACCUCCACCCGAUACAAAGGCGUCAUGCUGCAACAGAACGGACACUGGGGCGCGCAGAUCUACGCUCACGGUCACCGCAUCUGGCUCGGCACCUUCAAGUCGGAGCAGGCGGCGGCAGCUGCUUACGACAGCGCGGCUAUCAAGCUCCACCAUGGCGACUCGCACCGCAACCUCCCCGCGACCCCGCUCACCGCCCACGAGCACAAGUUCCAGGAGACGUUCACCACCGACGAGGUGCUUGACAUGAUCAAGAUGGGAUCGUACGAGUCACGGAUGGAGGAGUACGUUAGGCGACACGCCAUUGCAGCAGCCGCUGUCAAGGCGGCGCCGAGGCCGAGCCUCCCUCACGCUGGCACAAGCGGCAAUGUGGCUUUCCUGGAGAUGUUCCUCAAGGAACUGACGCCAAGCGACGUCGGGAAGCUCAACAGGCUGGUCAUACCGAAGAAGCACGCGACCAAGUACUUUCCACAGGUGGCUUCGGUGACGGCCGAUGAGGUGAUGGUCGAGUUCGUGGACCGAGAAGACCGCUCGUGGACAUUCCGAUACUGUUACUGGAAGAGCAGCCAGAGUUACGUCUUCACCAAGGGCUGGAAUAAGUUUGUGAAGGAGAAGAGACUUCAGGCCAAGGACACGGUGGCAUUCUAUAGGUGUGAGGAGAGGGAUGGACUCCGGAGAACGUACUGCUUGAUCGACAUCAUUCGGUGCAGUGGCGACGGUCAUCGCACUAGUGGUUUUAGUUGGAGCAAGAACGGGGCGGUGGGACUGGGACUCAGCUGUAAGAGGAAGCCGGAAGAGGGAGACGAGGAAGGCAAUCGCACUAGCGGUUUUAGUUGGAGCAAGAACGGGACGGUGGGACUGGGACUCGGUUGUAAGAGGAAGACGGAAGAAGGAGACGAGGAAGGCGAUCGCAGCAGCGGCUAUAGCGGGAGGAGCGGGAAUGGGGCAAUGGGACUGGGACUCGGUCUGAAGAGGAAGACGGUAGAAGGAGACGAGGAAGGCGAUCGCAGCAGUGGCUUCAGCGGGAGCAGGAGUGGUGCGAUGGGACUGGGACUUAGUUUUAAGAGGAAGACGAAGGAGGAAGAUGAGGUAGGAGAGGUAGUAUCAGGGUUAGCGGUGACUCAGAAAUCAUCGGAAGCACGACAGCAGGAGGAAGAGGAGCAGGAAAAGAGGAAGAAGAGGUUGAGAUUGUUCGGUGUCUCGAUCACUGACACAAAUGAUAGGGGAUGAACAAGAACACGCUUGGGCACGUACUGAUCAUAAGAUCCUCCUCUCCCCUCUGUCGAUUACUCGAUGGUGUUUGCUGCUUAGGUUAUUGCGAAGCACCGACUUGCUUAUGGUAUGGUUUAGAUGGAGCCUUGUUUCAUGUUGUUACUUCCUUUCAAUGUGAAGGCUUGUAAUAGGCUGUAGUAUUUUAUGAAGAACUGACUUUGUUCUUUAAUCGAACGUAGCUCCUUUUGUCCGUCCUCUAUAUUCGAUACUUUUUAUUCUGUAUGGCUCUAUUAUGU